This is a messenger RNA of Chara braunii, 1955 nucleotides long. Lineage: Eukaryota; Viridiplantae; Streptophyta; Charophyceae; Charales; Characeae. The record is from the annotation of a GenBank genome assembly.
UUGCGCCCCUUCCAUGCGAGCCGGUGUCUUUUGACAUCCUUGACACCAAGUUCAACAUGAUUCCAGGCAUGUCUUGGUUGCGUAACGCUGAUCAUCCGGUGAACUUUCAUGACCGAACCGUUCACGUCCGUGAUCGGAACGGAGUGUUAGUCCCAUGUACGGUCGCGACCCCUCAUACUUCGAUUGCUUGUCACGUGGUUUCCGUUGCGCGGAUUCGCGACGCCAUAGCUCGGAAUGACGUCGAGGAGAUGGGCCUUGUUUUCUUACAUGCCCUCCCCUCGCCGGACGGACCAGCCGCGUCGCCGUCGGACCCACGUAUUAUCCACCUCUUAGACGGACAUGGAGACGUCUUCGAGGCUCCCACCGGAACGGUUCCGGAUCGGCCCAUACGUCACGGGAUCACUCUCGAGGCUGGUGCCGUCCCUCCGCGUGGAUGCAUUUACCGCAUGAGCGAAGAGGAACUCGAGGUGCUUCGCGCACAACUUGAUGAACUUCUCGACAAGGGCUGGAUUCGCCCUAGUUGUUCGCCAUACGGUGCGUCACUUCUCUUCGUCCAGAAGAAGAACAAGGACCUACGGUUGUGCAUUGACUAUCGAAAACUUAACGCACAAACCGUUGAGAACGCCGGCCCUCUCCCUCGGAUUGAUGAUAUCCUCGAGCAGUUGGGCGACGCGCCGUCCUUCUCGAAGUUGGACUUGAAGUCGGGUUACCACCAGAUUGAAAUCCAGCCUCAAGAUCGGUACAAGACCGCCUUCAAAACGCGGUAUGGGCAUUUUGAGUGGGUCGUGAUGCCAUUUGGGCUCACCCAUGCCCCGACAACCUUCCAAGCAACCAUGACAACGGAGUUCCGAGACUUGCUCGAUCGUUCCGUCCUCAUCUACCUCGAUGAUAUCUUGGUCUAUAGCAAGACGCUCGACGAGCACCUCGUACACAUUCGCAGUCGUCCCUUAGCGGACAAGAUCCAAGCCAUCGUGGAUUGGUCGGAACCCCGUUGCACGACGGACGUACGCUCUUUCAUGGGUUUGGCUGGAUAUUAUCAGCGCUUCGUCGAGUCUUACUCCAAAGUGGCAGCUCCUUUGUCGAGACUUCAGUCCCCGAAGGUACCAUUCAAGUUCGACGACGCAGCUCGUGGUGCGUUCAAUACGUUGAAGGCGGCGAUGCAAGACGCACCGGCCCUCCGUAUCUAUGAUCCCACCCUACCCACCCAAGUGACUACGGAUGCUUCUGGGUAUGGUAUUGGUGCGGUAUUGGAACAAUGCCACACAGAUGGUUGGCACCCAGUCGAGUACUUCUCCCAAAAAGUGUCUCCCAUCAACACCCUCGACGACGCUAGGAAGAAAGAACUACUCACGUUCGUCACCGUUCUCAAACGGUGGCGCCACUUUCUUCUCGAUCGUCGGCGUUUUAGAUGGAACACGGACAACAAUCCGUUAACCUUCUACAAAAUGCAGGACACGGUCACUAGCACGAUCGGUCAAUGGAUGUAUUACAUCGACCAGUUCGACUUUGAGCUGUGCCACAUUCCCGGUCCCGCCAAUCGAGCAGCGGACGCCCUCUCACGACGGUCCGAUCUUUGUGCCCUUGUGACCACGACGUUCGACCUCGACGACGAUCUGCAACAGCAUUUCGUCAACGGCUACAAGUCCGAUCCGACGUACUCUACGCUCUAUGCGGACCUAUCAUCGGAUCACGCCGGCUGGUCAUUAUCGUAUCUCCGACGGUUUCCUACUUCUUCACACGAGAGGGAAGGACUUCUUAAUGGUGCCCCAAGAUCGCAUCUUACGGACUCGUCUUCUCGGUGAAUUCCACGACGCACGACUUUCGGCACAUCUUGGCGUGAACCGCACAUUGGCUCGCCUCCGCCAGCGUUUUCACUGGCCCGACGUUCUUCACGACGUCACGAGGUACAUUGAGUCAUGCACAGUUUGCCAUCGUAACAAAGGUCGAUCUACGGU